This is a messenger RNA of Gongylonema pulchrum, 276 nucleotides long. NCBI's taxonomy places the organism in Eukaryota, Metazoa, Nematoda, Chromadorea, Rhabditida, Gongylonematidae. The record is from the annotation of a GenBank genome assembly.
AUGAAGUACGAGUGCUGCCCGAACAAGUACACUUUGUUAUGGAUUACACUCUAUCUGCGACGCAAACCGUUAUUUUAUAUAAUAAAUCUUAUCAUCCCAACCAGCAUUAUCACACUGAUCGCUAUUGUCGGUUUUUUUACGACAUCAACCGCAAGUGGAAUGCGAGAAGAGAAGGUUUCGCUCGGCAUCACGACGCUGCUGUCGAUGUCCAUUCUCAUGCUGAUGGUCUCCGAUCAGAUGCCAACAACUUCCUCGUUUAUCCCGCUGAUUGGCUAG